This is a messenger RNA of Siniperca chuatsi (mandarin fish), 3494 nucleotides long. RefSeq names its product ETS variant transcription factor 4 (gene etv4). Gene Ontology annotation, cellular component: nucleus. The record is from RefSeq and is a predicted model, not a curated record. Gene Ontology annotation, molecular function: DNA-binding transcription factor activity, RNA polymerase II-specific; sequence-specific DNA binding. Gene Ontology annotation, biological process: regulation of transcription by RNA polymerase II; cell differentiation. The transcript is spliced from 12 exons. Bases 1648 to 3216 code for a protein of 522 amino acids. Lineage: Eukaryota; Metazoa; Chordata; Actinopteri; Centrarchiformes; Sinipercidae.
CUUUUCUAAUAUCCUUGAGCCUGUCAUGCUCUGUGGUGAAACUGCUCAGUGCUGGCUGUACUGAGCAGGGCUGAUGUAAUAUUUAUAGCCUGUUGUGUACAUCUAAAUGGACAUCUAGAUAUCAUUAAGCAGGAAAUAACAUGUACAGUUUCACCUGUUAUCGAGAUUAAUUUUGAGAUAUCAACAGAGAGAGGAGGAAGAGGAGUGCGUACAUGCUCUUAAACUGCUUAUUGUUAAGUCUCUGAAUCUCAAUCACCACUGAAACUAAAACUCAAAUCCCAUCAGAACUUUGUUUCCUGACUCCUCGCUUCCCACUCUUCUUUUUAAAAAACUGUCUUUGUGGCUUUAGUUAGACAGUGUAGUUUCAAUAAGCAAGCAUUUCACCACUCGGCUGGUCUUGUGAACAAAGCUUCGUGGAGAACGUUAAAUCCUGUGGUUUUCGUGUGGUGUAGACUUAAAACCACAAGAAUGCAAGAAUACAUAUUCCUGAACUGAUUUACUGGGUUUUAAUGUACAGGGCUCCUGCAGAGGUAGUGCCACUGUUUCCUGCCUGGCUGUGAUCACAUGCUUGUCAUAAGUAGAGGGGUAGAUAUGAAAUGAGGUAAACAAAGUGAAGUUCUUUGAGUUCGGAUGGAACAUGUCAGGACUUUCGUGCCAGGGCAGGUUUUUAUGAAUGGAAGUUUUUUUUUUUCUAACUUUCCCUCUCUGUUUUUGUGAAUGAAAAACAAUUGGAAAAUCCAGUAUAAAAGCCCGAAGUCUGCCGGGAUAUGAUUGGCUGCGGCGCAAGCUCCGCCCACGGUUGCUAGGAACCCGACAGCGAGGCUUCUGAUUGGCUCAUAGAGGGAACCGAGACUUCAUUCAUAAGUCAGUGUAUUCAUCCGGACAAAGGCAAGAAAUUCGAGCCCUUGAAAGAGGAAAUCCACCAAUCACGAACCUCGUCUGGCCCGAGCAAGCAAAGCAAGUCUCGCUAUUAUCCCCAAAUCAUGUCUGUUACAGAAAUGACAGCACAGCUGGCGCUCAAAAGUCACCCCAAUUCAAUAUAAACUUAUUCUAACUCACUCUAACUGCACAUGUCUGUUAUUUAUCGCCGAAAUAGGGUUUGGUUUUGUUGCUGUGGCUCGACAAACAUCUGUUUCCCGUCACAGUUUCAGCGCUGGACUGUUUCCUACAGAAAGUGGAGCCUGGCAAUCCGGGCAGACGUGGCAAAAAGCCCAAGAAACAGGCUACUAAAUAACACUCAUAACUCAUACAGGCUUUAUGACCCGUCUGACAUGUUUUUGCAUCAGAAAGCGCGACUUCAAACACAAAUAAACCAAACACACCGACAUUAUUCCGCAAAAAAAAAAACAUACGGGGAGAAACAGUAUCUUGAGGUACAAGCUUUACCUGAAACGUGUAGGCUAGGUAAUGUGACGAGCUGUCUGUCACUCACUCACACACACACAAACACACACAAAGAGAUUUGUAAAGAGGGCAGCAGCCCGCUGGGUAAUCACUCGCCAUCACUUCCCCUCGGCAUUUUUUGUGAAUGGAGCUCAUUAUGCAUGCAGCCUCCACGCAGCUCCAUUCACAAGCAGCGCUCCCUCCUCUCUGCAGGCUGCGUGGAUCUCACUCAACGCAGCCUAAAUGACCACAAACGGUUAACGGAUGGAUUAUAAGAUGGAUGGAUAUUUGGACCAGCAAGUGCCUUACACUUUAGCAAAUAAGUCGCAUGGAAAUGGGCCCCUAAAUAGACUGUUGAUGGCAGCGAAAAGGAAAUACAUGGACACAGAAUUACCCCCUCAGGAAUCUGAAGACCUCUUCCAGGAUUUAAGCCAACUCCAAGAGACAUGGCUCACAGAAGCUCAGGUUCCUGACAGCGAUGAGCAAUUUGUUCCUGAUUUCCAUUCUGAGAACUCGGUGGCAUUUCACAGCCCUCCAGUCACUAUCAAGAAGGAACCACAGAGCCCGGGCUCCGACCCCAGCCAGUCCUGUAGCCACAAGCAGAGCUUCAGCUACCCCAGUGGAGAGCAGUGCCUUUAUGCCAGUGCCUAUGAGCAGAAAAGGGCUGCAGGAGGAGCCAAGAGCUCCUGCCCAGGGACCCCCAUGUCUCCCAUGCAGCAGCAUUACUCCCCAAAACCUGCCACGGCCGGACGGCCUGAUGCUGGCUACAUGAACCCUGCUGCCACCUCCCAGCCACUGCCCAGCAACAGUUACCCCAUCAACGCCAGUUCCAGGUAUCAGGGCCCUUCAGGAGACCCCAUGUGCCCCCAGUUCCCACUACCAGGACAGGCCUUUCAGCGCAUGCCAUCUGCCCCAGCGGGACGUGGGGGUGAAGGACCAGGGGGCGGCGGCGGUGGUGGUGGAGGUUAUCAUCGGCAGCACUCUGACCCCUGCAUGCCCUACGUGCAGCAGAGCUUUAAGCAAGAAUACUUAGACCCGUUGUAUGAGCGGGCAGGUCACAUGGCAGGGCCUGGGCACAGGAGCGGACCGGGACAUGGGCACGGGCAUGGACCUCACCCCCACCCACAUCCACACUCACACGCACACCCACACAGGUUCCCACCAGCCCACAUGAUGGUUAAGCAGGAGCCCACAGACUACACCUACGAACCUGAUGUGCCGGGAUGUCCCUCUAUGUACCACCACAAUGAGGGCUACCCAAACCCUCAGCACAGCAAUGAAGGCUUUCUGUUUGAAAAUGACUCCCGUGUGGUUCCAGAGAAGUUCGAAGGUGAGGUGAAGCAGGAGGGGGGUGGUGUUUUUCGCGAGGGCACACCUUACCAGCGCCGUGGCUCUUUGCAGCUCUGGCAGUUCCUGGUGGCCCUGCUGGACGACCCAGGCAAUGCCCACUUCAUCGCGUGGACCGGCCGCGGCAUGGAGUUCAAACUCAUUGAACCCGAAGAGGUUGCCAGGCUGUGGGGCAUGCAGAAGAACCGUCCAGCCAUGAACUAUGACAAGCUCAGUCGCUCUCUGCGCUAUUACUAUGAGAAGGGAAUCAUGCAGAAGGUGGCAGGGGAGCGCUACGUUUACAAGUUUGUGUGUGAGCCUGAGGCCCUCAUCUCCCUGGCCUUCCCCGACAAUCAGCGGCCCAGCCUGAAGGCCGAGUUCGAGCGCUACGUCAAUGAAGAGGACACAGUGCCCCUGUCCCACCUGGAUGAGGGAGUGCCCUACACCACGGAACAAGCCCCACAAAACAUGGGCCCCCAGCCCUACUCUAAAGGCUACAUGUACUAAAGCCAGCCCCCACCCUCCCUCUUUUCUCCCCACCUUCAGAAAUCUUCCUGUUGUACCAACCCAUCAUCAUACACACCCUGAAACCCCAUGCACCUCUUGCACAUGCCCACCCCAUCCACUUGUAUAUAAGGCUAUGGUGUUUUUGUUUUAAAUUAAUCUCAUUAGGGAUUUUGUUUUGUUUUUUAAACGCUGCAUUCCUCUCACAUCUGAAGCCUAUUCAAUCCAUAAACAUGACUGUGGUUGAAGAGAUUGCUUAAUAAAUACCCAUAAUACCCAAA